Messenger RNA from Neltuma alba, 1900 nucleotides. RefSeq lists its product as uncharacterized. The record is from RefSeq and is a predicted model, not a curated record. The coding region runs from base 210 to 1523 and encodes 437 amino acids. NCBI's taxonomy places the organism in Eukaryota, Viridiplantae, Streptophyta, Magnoliopsida, Fabales, Fabaceae. The transcript is spliced from 9 exons.
CGUACGCGCGGGCAGGUGAGAGACAGUGAGUGUGUGUGUAUACAUACACAUAGGCAAAUUGACGAGUUCAUUGACAAAAACAUCCAUUUUCUUACCCGCGAAGUAUCUUUCCCGAUUUGACUUUCCCUGGGAGAGGCAGUAUAGAACCCAAGGAAAUGCUCUUAGCUCUAUAGAAGUGAAGGUAAUCACUGAGCAAAACAGAGCACACCAUGGGUGGCGAUUCAAUUUCGUCUCAAGGUGAAGAUUCUUGUUCAGAUGUCGUUUUUUCUACCCUUUCUUCCAAUUCUCCCACUCUUACAAGGGAUAGCUUGAGCAUGAAGGUUGAAAAUGACACUGUGAAUGGGGAAAAUGGGUUGGCACGAGUAGAAACUGGGGAGAUAAAUAUCGGGCCUUCUUCUUCUUCUUUUGAUCUUGAAGUCAAUAACAGAAGAAAACAUCGCAUCUACCAAGAAAUCUUGCAGAAAUAUGAUGAAAGGACAAUUAGUUGCAAGAAUCUGAAAGAGGAAAGAGAGAAAAUUUUGAGCUACAGCCCAGGAGUAUGGACAGAGAAUGUGGGUGGGUUGAAAUUAAGUGAUUAUGAUGUACCAAAGACAACAUGCCUCAUAUUGAUUGGUCCAAGAGGGUCUGGUAAAAGUAGUCUAAUAAAUAGAAUCUCCAAAGUAUUUGAGGUUGGCAAAUACGCAACAGCAAGAGCACAAGUAUCAUGUAAUUCAUCUACAGGAGAUGGGACAUACUUUCUCCAGGAGUAUAUGAUUCCAAGAAGCUCAACUUCUAUCUGUCUGUAUGAUACACGUUGUUUGUCUGGCAAUCCAAAUGACGAUGAUAGAAUUCUGUAUCAGUGGAUGACAAAAGGUGUUAGUCAUGGAGAGCUUGUUCUGAGGAGCACUGAUGAUCAGCGUCUGAAGAAACUUUUAAAGCAUAGGGCUUGCAAGACUGAUUUCUUUUUCAGCAAGAGGAUGAAAGUUAAUUUUGUUAUAUAUGUUGCUAAUGGCCUUUCACUUUUAAAAUCACUGGAGAACACUGGUGCUUCGGAGAGAGGAUAUGCUGAUAUGGUUGCUUCUACUUUCAAUUGCCCGUACCUGUCAUUUAAAGAUGACAAACCAGUGCUUGUGGUCACGCAUGGGGAUCUUCUUUCACUAUCUGAUCGUGCUCGUGUAUGUGCAUAUUUGGUAGAGCUGCUAGGAGUUCCACCAACUCAAAUUUUUGAUAUCCCAGCAGAAUGCGAUGAUUGUGUGACUGAGUUUACCAUAAUUGAAAUGUUGCGGUAUACUCUUGAGCAUGCUGACAGAAAUUAUCCUCCAAAAAUUAGGGUCAUGGAUAAGGUUCAUAAAGCUUCUUUAUCAAUAUAUAUGAUUUUGUUGAUCCUCGGGCUCGGAAUAGCCAUUGCCUUAGCCUGUGAUAAAUUUAUACAUCCUUGUCAUCCUCAUCGUCAUGGCUGGAAAAUUCUUGGCCCUGGUGCAAAGCACAAGGCUCCUGGAUUGCAACCCAAAAUAGAGUGGCACAAAAUUCGGCACAUAUGGUAGCAUUUUCAGUCUCUAGUUGUGCAGAGCUAAUCUUGUUCCUCUAUUGCAUGUGCAGGGAUCUCAUAAUAAUUCACUGUGUAUGUAGUAAUAACUAGAUAUGUUUCCUCAUGUCAAUGGCUGCUUGCCUAGUGGCAACAUCACCCAUCACGUUUGGAUGAGGUCGCCCAGUGUUGACUUGUUAUGUGUGUGUUUAAAUUGUAGCAAAUUAGGGGGGGGGGGGGGAAGAUAUGUUUACUCAGUUUAAGGUGAACUGCACUAUUACGGCUGAUGAAUAAUACCAGCGCUUGAGUUAUAUAUGUUGAUAUAUUAACAUUGCGAGUAAGAUUUUCUAUACCAAACAGAAACUUCUAAUAUUAUAGCAUGAAUGUUGGAGUGUA